Molecule: messenger RNA, 1578 nt
Organism: Ambispora leptoticha
Lineage: Eukaryota; Fungi; Glomeromycota; Glomeromycetes; Archaeosporales; Ambisporaceae
Source: the annotation of a GenBank genome assembly
AUGAAUCGUGCAAGUUCUUUGGCUUCACAACUCGCCGUUGUAAUUCAUCGUCGGAAAUUCGGUGGCCGGUUUACUAUAUUGAAUAGGCCUGAAAAAUACAAUGCCUUAAAUUUGGAAAUGAUUAGGAGUAUUACACCACAGCUGCAGGCGUGGAAUGAGUCAAAUUUAUGCAAAGUUAUUAUACUUAAAGCUACUGGCUCUAAAGCCUUUUGUGCAGGUGGUGAUGUGAGAGCCGCGACAUUUUUUGAAGAAGAAUAUCAAUUAAAUCAUCUUUUGGCAACCCUAGAUAAACCAUUUGUUGCGUUGAUGAAUGGGAUAACAAUGGGUGGAGGCGUUGGACUUUCUGUUCACGCGCCAUUUCGUGUAGCAACCGAAAACACUGUAUUUGCUAUGCCUGAAACACACAUCGGGUUUUUUCCUGAUGUUGGUGGAUCAUUCUUUCUGCCAAGAAUGGACGGAGAGACAGGAACUUAUUUAGCACUGACAGGAACGCGAUUAAAAGGCAUCGAUGUUUUUCUAUCUGGAGUUGCCACACAUUAUAUACCCUCUGAGCGUCUUCCUUAUUUGGAAGAACGACUAUGUGAAUUAGAAAGUGAUGAUCACGAAGUGAUAAACGCGGCUAUUGAAGAUUAUGUCGCGGAACCUGAUAAUGAAACGCGAUAUUCUCUUUCUGGUGAUAUUCGAAAUUCUAUUGACCGUCUUAAUACUGUCGAGGAAAUAGUCGCCGUACUGGAAAAAGAAAAUACUCCAUGGGCAAAAGAAACCAGAGACAUUAUUUUGAAGAUGUCGCCUACCAGCUUAAAGGUUACAUUACACUUAAUGCGUGUCGGAAAGAAUCUCGGUAUCGCUGAUUGUUUUAACCUGGAAUAUCGAUUAGCUCAAAAAUUUCUGGAAAAGUCGGACUUCGCAGAAGGAGUAACCGCGCGCCUUAUAGAAAAACGAGACAGUCCAAACUGGAAUCCACAAACAUUAGAACAAAUAUCCGAUGAGGAAAUCGAAAAUUUCUAUUUCAAAUCACCAGCACACUCAAAUACUCUAAAUCUGUUAAACCCACGCACAUUUAUCUCCUACCCACACGCGAGACUCGGCCUGCCAACCGAAUCAGAUAUCAAAAAAGUUGUCACGGGGCAAAAUCGCGAUGUUGGUCCAAUGGCAAUGACCAAAAGAGAGAUUGUGGAUUUCUUUUUGAAGGAACGAAAGGGAAAAAUUGGUACUCGUGAGAAGGUAAUGGAAGUGUUGGAUCGGAAGACGAGGAGUGCUGAUGAUGGGAAUGACUGUGUUCGAUGGGUUAAUAAUGAUGAUUUCGAUAAUCAUACAGUACAAAGGAUCGAAAAUGGGAAAUCUUUCCAUGCUGUAAAUAAUAUUAAUCUAAAAAAAUGCGCAUCUGUACCUUCUGGUUCUGGUAUAAUUUUUUCAGACAAUCCAGAAAUGAAAGUUCCACCGUUGGUGGUCCCGCUUAUAUUCACGUUAUUAAUCUCACCACUUGUAAAUGAAUGCACCUUGUCCUAUUUUAUGAUCGGGUCUCUAGCAUGGAAAAUUCGGAAAUUAGCAACUAGCACACCUUUAAUUCCCGAUUGA